CGCCGCGGGUUUGCGCGGGGCGCUGCGCUCCGAGCGUCCAGCGCUGCCCGGCUCUGCGCUGCGCGGAGACUUUGCGCGGCCGCGGAGCCCUGCGGCACAACGGGGAGUCGGCGCCUCCGCCGUCCUCCUGGCCCUGGGAGCGGCUGGCUCGCUGGGAGCCGCGUUCCAAUUAAGUGGAGUGACCUUAUGUUUUCUCCCAGGCUAAGAUUUAAUAAAAGUGUACUGAAAAUAUUCUUUGAUGCCCGGGGUAAUAACUUCCAAGGUAAAAAUAAAAAGUUUGGCCCCGGGCCUGAGCGGCUUUUUAAGCUCAUAGGAGCAACUGAGUAAACUUUGUCUAUUUUGCCACUCUCUGCAACUUCCUCCUCGUUUGCCCGUUAAUAUCGGUGUGAAGCAGGAGGCUCCUUAGGUUGUGCUGUUGUUCAGUGGGGGAAAACAGAGAAAGGGAAACAACGGUGCGGUAAAGGCGCCCAGUGUGCCGGGACUGUCAGUCCUAGGUGGGCCGUUUGUUGGUGGGUCGCCGGUGUAAGUCAUUGACUGCACGGGGGCACGUCGUUCAGAUUCUUAGCGAAAGAUGAGGACACGUUGUUUCCCCCACGUAUGAACGCAGCUAUAAUUUAAGGCUCAAUGCACGUAAACGAGGAACAGGAAUUAUUUAAAAGAUUCCAAAUGAAACGGACUCCUACCAGCACCCCCCGCACGGCCGCCCCCACCCGUCCCCUCCCUCCGGCCGCACUGCAGUCCGGCCCCGCGUGGUGCCGCGCUCGGGGCGCAGCCCGCACCCGUCGGGUAUCGGCGGCCCCGCGGCGCUAUCCCCGAAGGCCGGGGCAGAUGCUGGCUCAGUCACCGCGUUUAAGAAAACAGACGAGGGCGCCAAACGACAGCAAUAAACCCGCCGCACGCUUCCGCUCCGCCUCCCGCUCCCCCUCCGCCGGGCCGUGCGGGAGGCUGCGGGGUUCCGGCUCGCGGUACCGGCGGUCCGUCCGUCCGUCUCCCCCCGUUGAGUGCAGCCCCGUCCCCCCGCAGCGCCCCGGUGUCCGCCCGGCCCCGUGCCCGCCGCAACGACCCGCGAGCGAGGAAAAGUCGCUAUUGACUUUAGUCUGGUUUUGGGGCUGUAAAACGCAGGACACCACAGUUCAGGCGAAAUUCACAUUUCAAAGGGCUGACAUGAAACGGUCAUUAAUGGAAGGGUGGAUUUUGCAAACAACGCCUAGAAUGUUUCCUAAAUAUUUCAUGGAAUGUUUAGGGAGACUUUCACACGUUAUUAAAAGAAAAAAAAUCUGACAAGUAUCCCAUUUGCGAGCUAUGAAUCAUGCGCAAGAGCAGCAGAACUUAGAUGUGUGUGACCGACAUUAGCGGGAGAGCUCUGCUCGCAAAAAAUCCGGCCCGCGUUGGGCCACCAAACCCUCGGGUUCUCGGGGUCUGACCACGGGAUGAUGCUGGGGGGGAGGAAACCACAGCGAGGAUAAAGGCCGGGCGUCUAUCGGGGAGCGCUCCGGAGAUGCUAACGACAAAGGAUAUAUCUUCGUUUAAAUGGUCGCCAUCAGCGACAUUAUUACGGGCAAAGUUAGCGCUGAAGGGCCACUUCCAGAGCGCCGCGGGUGCGGAGCGUGGCAGCCCGUAGCCCCGCAGCGGCACGAAACGGAGCGAUGAGCUCACAGAGCCACAGAGGCCAAACCCCAGAGCAAUUCAAGCAGGAUCUGAUCAAGCUGAGGACGAGAGCUUUGCUCCUCACUUCUCGUCUCUCUUUCUUUCCACCUGGAUAUAUUUGUCUGCUCAGAAGCCGCCUUCAUUAUCCACUGACAGGAGCUUGUAUUUAUUUGCUUAUAAACCUGUUACAAUAAAUGAUUAUUCGAACAGCGUCAUUCGUACCUUAAUGACGAGCGCUACUUUUUGAUGAAUGACAUUUCGGGCUAGAAAGGAUGUAUGGGUCAUUUUGACCAGUCAUUCCCUCGCUUUGGCAUCCCACAGUUUUUUACGCCUCCCUCAAAAAGAGAUAAUAAUAUUUAGAGACACUCUCCGGGCUGAAUGUGAAUUAGCCCCUGCCGCAGCUCAUCAUUAGUACAGGACCAGCCCUGCAACUUUGACAUUUUUUAUAAAGCUGAGAUGAUGGAAAGAAUAAGAAAAGAGAUGAUCCUGAUGGAGAGAGGGCUGCACAGCCCUACGGCUGGCAAAAGGCUCUCGAAUUUGUCAGACUCAGCUGGAAAUGCGGUGCUGGAGGCCCUCGAAAAUUCGCAGCACAGUGGUCGCCUCAGCCCGAGACUAACUUCCUCCUCCCUGCACGGCGCGAUAGGGGACAUCUCCGCCAAAGGCAAAUUCGAAAUAGACACUUUGUUCAACCUGCAGCAUCCGAGCGGCGAAAGCACCGUCUCGUCCGAAAUCCCGCCGUCGGAAAGCAGGAAGAAAAUCAGCCUUUAUCCCGAAGUGGCUCAAGAGGCAGAGAUGAACAGCGACGUGGAGGUGGGCUGCUCGGCGCUGCGCUCCCCGGCCAGCCUGCCUUCCUCCCAGCUCAAGGAGAACAACACCAAAGGCUUCGCGGAGAGCAGCCCGGCUCCCAGCACCCCCGCCGCCCCCGGGCUGGGCCUGCACGGCGGCAGCGCGCUGGGCGGUUCGGCGGCCGGGGCAGACCAGGUGCGCCGGUACCGCACCGCCUUCACCCGCGAGCAGAUCGCCCGGUUGGAGAAGGAGUUUUACCGGGAGAACUACGUGUCGCGACCGCGCCGCUGCGAGCUGGCAGCCGCCCUCAACCUGCCCGAGACCACCAUCAAGGUGUGGUUCCAGAACCGGCGCAUGAAGGACAAGCGGCAGCGCCUGGCCAUGUCCUGGCCCCACCCGGCCGACCCCAGCUUCUACACCUACAUGAUGACCCACGCGGCGGCCACGGGCAGCCUGCCCUACCCUUUCCACUCGCACGUCCCGCUGCACUACUACCCGCACGUCGGAGUCACCGCCGCGGCCGCCGCCGCCGCCGCCUCUGGGGCCGCCGCCGCGCCCUUCGCCACCUCCAUCCGCCCGCUGGACACCUUCCGCGCCCUCUCGCACCCCUACUCUCGUCCCGAGCUGCUCUGCAGUUUCCGCCAUCCCGGCCUCUACCAGGCGCCCGCCGCCGCCGGUCUCAACAGCGGCGCGGCGGCCUCGGCGGCGGCGGCGGCGGCGGCAGCGGCGGCGGCGGCGGCGGGCUCGGGUCCGCCGGGGGGCUCGGCCCCGUGCUCGUGCCUCAGCUGCCACAGCAGCCAGACGGCGGCGGCGGCGGCGGCGGCCUCGGCCUUGGGCUCUCGGGGCUCCGCCGCCGACUUCCCGUGCACCGCGGGCGCGCAGCGCUCCGAGAGCGGCUUCCUGCCCUACUCGGCGGCCGUGCUGGGCAAGGCCGCGGUCGCCUCACCGGAGCAGCGGGAGGAGGCGCCGCUGACCAGAUAACCGGCCGGGGCUCAGCGCGGGGCUCCCCGGGCAGAAGUUCCUUCUAUUUUUCUAUUGCCGCCCGACGGAGGGCGCGGGGCUCGGGGAGGGGCAGGAGGGAAUGCGUUCCUGGGGUUUCUUCGUCCUCUCUCUCUCUUUCUCUCCUUUUUUCCCCCUUUUUUUUUUUUUUUUUUUUUUUAAAUAAUAAUUAUUAUUAUUUCGGUUUGAGUUCGAAUAAAUGGGAAACUCUCGCGCAGGUAUUGUACGGAAACUGGUAGCUCGCGAGGCCGCUGCGGCCGGGCCGGUUUAUGGGAGGGUGAGACUGACAGCGUGGGGAGAGGCGUUCUGCAGGCUCGUGCUUUUCACCGACCAUAAUCCACGCUCUCUGGGAAAUACUUGAAUCUCUCAUGGUGUCGGUGUCGUCCUGAAGCAUUUACGUUAUAGACGCUUUUUAAAUUCAGAUUCUUUUUUAUUCCGUAGCGCGUUUCUCCCCUUUCUGUCUCACGCUCGGAUUUAUUGCUCACGUCUCGCUCGUGCCCCCGCGCAGCCACCGCCGGGCGACCGAGAGCCGCCGCUCCGCAACCGCUGCUACGGGAGGGACUGCCGUGAACUUGGAGAAAGGCACAUCAAAAAGCACCGGUGUUACUGCCAUGUCAAUUUUGAUGCUAAUAAUGUGCAGAUUAUGACGAAAAUUGCCAAUCAUGUUCUCUGAUGGACCUCCUUUGAAUGUGGAAUUGGAAAAAAGUUCCCCGCACAGAGACCUGCUGUCAAGUACUAACAACCCGCUAAGGGAAGUCAUUAGAAGAGACAGAUAAGAGACUCGGUACAUAAAACAUUGUUCUCGGUGCAUAGAAUGUAUGUUAUUUAAUGUUAUAUCUGUUACCCGAAGUGAUUUCGCACAAGAAAGCCACUUUCUUAUCAUCUCAAUUGCCAAUUUUCAUUUUGGUAACUCGGACGCCCCGGGCAGACUUUUCUCUGUUAAGUUGAUGUUCCACCAAUGUGAAGAGCCUCAUUAAAUCAAGCCCAGAUAUUUCCAUAAUGCUCCCUACAGAGCCACUUCGCUCUUCCCAUAAUGAGAUUUUUCUGAAGAGUUGAAGCCCUCAUCCAACUUGCUAUUGCUUGUUUGGGCCCCGUGUGACUCACACGCGUGUAGGCACUCACCAAAAUACGCCUCUUAUAUAUUUCGAGUAAGUGUCCCGAAAUGCUUAUAUUUUUAAGACACUGGAUUUUUUGUCAUUAUUCUAAUAAUGAACUUUCAGGAAAUGAUUUCAAGGCUACGCCGUUCCGUUGGCUGAAAGUAAAUCGUGGGCUUCUUUACCAGGCGGGACGGAGCCCUCGGGCGGGGGUAGGGAUGGGCAGAGGGAGGAAUACCCCGAGGCUCCCGCGGCGGAUUUAUUGUACAGUCACUGCUUAGGGAAAGGGAAAGUACGCGGGGAGACACCCAACCCACCUAUCUCGGUUCGUAAGGAACAAACAACAAGACUACUUAUGUCCAAAGGUGACGAUACCAGCUGUUGUUCACUGAGUUUACAUUUAAUUUUUUUUUUCUAAUUAAUAUAUAAUUUAAGGCUAAAGAAGAUAGACCAAAACGUAGCACUCUUUUUACCAGCUCAACCUUUUCGAUUGUUGCAAUCGUUUGUUCCGGCCGCUCAGUCAAUGGGCUGCGCACACGGCGGUGUUGGCAAUAACGUUUACAUUUAUCCGAAGCAGAGAUAUAUGUCGAUGAAACGAUCGAGGAGAACGCUGGUUGGUAAAAUUAACGUAAAUUCGUUUUAUGUUAGGUCCGUUGGACCUGGUUAUUAUAUGAACCUGUAAAUAAAGUCUUCGUGCUUUAAAUAUCGCUGGCUGUACGAACUCGCUGUAAAAUAUUUUACAAAUGUGCAAUAAUUAUAAAGCUUUGUAUAUUACGUUAUUUAUUGUGUUUGGUCAAUUAAAAUAAAUGUUAUUUAAAUCAAAGCGGGGUUAUUUGUUUAAGAGGCUGCAAAACAUUGCGCACUGAUGUUUGUUUUUAAAUAUGGCAUCCAGGGCUGCGAGAACUUCUUAAAACAACAUCUUUAAACGCCUUUUAAUACACAUAUCAGAUGGAUUAAUUCAUACUAAUCAGUAUUUUUACUGCGAAAGCUACGCAUUACUCAUGUUUAUAGCAGAUGUGUAAUAAGUCCAAACAUUGGUUUAGCGCUAAUUGGCUGGCUAAACAGCUGCGUGUUUACAAAUACUAUAGAGAUAUUCCGUGAGAAAAUAUCGCGGCCGCCUUCCACGCUUUGAUCCCUUUCCGGGGACAAAACACGGAGAACAUUUGAACGCUUCGACCGCCCUUCCCCGCCGACGAGGAGAGCCGAAGGCACCGCUCCCAUCCCGGCCACGGCCGGCCCUGCGUCGGGAGGAGGGAGCGGUGCCGCGGAAGCUCCUCUCCCCCGCAGCCUUCGCGCUCAUCCCGACCGUCCGUAUAUUUACAGAUCGGCCGUAAAAUCGAUAUUUCGAUGGAAAAAUGCGAGAGUCAAUGGUGUGUGCAAAGCAGUCUAUUUCUAUUCGAUUGGAAAAGCGAGAUGUCCCUUCCGCGAAAUUUUCCUUCACCAACUGCUCACUCUGGCAUUAAUUACAACGACACGGAAACUAUUGGGAAUACGAAGGCUGCUUUCACAAGCCAUUUUGGCCCUGUAAUUUACCAUUAUUAUUGCAUUAGCUCUAAAUGAUACAAGCUGAUACUGUCUUUAAUUGCAGUUUGGUUAAAUAUAUACUGGAGUGAUCCCUGGGGUUUUUCCU
This is a messenger RNA of Coturnix japonica (Japanese quail), 6156 nucleotides long. RefSeq names its product even-skipped homeobox 2 (gene EVX2). Gene Ontology annotation, biological process: regulation of transcription by RNA polymerase II. Lineage: Eukaryota; Metazoa; Chordata; Aves; Galliformes; Phasianidae. Gene Ontology annotation, cellular component: nucleus. The record is from RefSeq and is a predicted model, not a curated record. Gene Ontology annotation, molecular function: DNA-binding transcription factor activity, RNA polymerase II-specific; RNA polymerase II cis-regulatory region sequence-specific DNA binding.